Helobdella robusta is the source of this 3393-nucleotide messenger RNA. RefSeq lists its product as hypothetical. Bases 1 to 3393 code for a protein of 1130 amino acids. Lineage: Eukaryota; Metazoa; Annelida; Clitellata; Rhynchobdellida; Glossiphoniidae. The transcript is spliced from 22 exons. The record is from RefSeq and is a predicted model, not a curated record. Gene Ontology annotation, biological process: protein dephosphorylation. Gene Ontology annotation, molecular function: protein tyrosine phosphatase activity; calcium ion binding.
AUGUGUAUUGGCAUGAUAUCAAGUGAACAAGUUUUAGACGGAGAGUCAAAAAGACUCAAACAGAAAAUAGCAAAAGACCAGACAGCCAUCGUCAACUCAACUCCAAACCACGUAUCCAUACAUCAGAUCGAGCUGCAUUACAAUGACCUGACUGCAGCCGGGGUUGAAUCGGAGUACAAAUGCUUCACAAGACCACAAAGUUUUGUACUUUGUGAGAUGAAUGACAGCCUUACUGGAGACGAAUUCUACGAAAACUUGCUGCUAGAUGGCUCCACCAUUGUCCUCAUCGAUUCCCCAAACAUGAACAAAGUUUUAAAAGCUACUCUUCUACCCGAACCGAAGCAGUCAAAAACCUUCAAAAACUUCAGCCUGGAGAACACGAGCCAGCCUGCAGACGGCGAGGACGACUACAGCGCGCCAGUAAGAAUGCCGUGCACGAGCCUCAAACUGACCAACAAAUCGACGACUUACGAGAACAAAUCGGAGCAAGCAGUUUAUGAAAAUGUGGCCCUCAGUUGCAGGGAGGUGAAACUCUUCACAGUUUCAUCCCUGGAUCAGGUGGCUUUCUUGUACGAGGUGCUCAGGGAGACCAUCGGCAAUCCUACCACUUCUCCGAUUCCCAUUCUCUUCAGGAUGACCAAAUUUUCAGUGGGAUUGUUGUUGGAUUAUGCAGUUGGAAGCUCACCAAUUGUCAAUAAUGGCUGUGGUGCAUAUUCACCUUGCAGUAAUUUUGGUGAUGUUUGUCGACUAAACUGUUCACAACCAUUUCAAAAAUCAAGAUACGUUGUGCUGUUCUCUAAUGCGAAAGAUAACAUCGCCAACGUGGCUGAAUUUCAAAUAUAUGGAGAUGACACGAGUAGUUAUUCCGAUCGAUACAUGGGUUGUUUUCAAAAAUUUUUGAGUACGAGUAAUCAGGGAAGCGUUAUUUUACUCUACCAAUGUUUAGGUAGAUGCAGUGGUAACCUCUAUGCUGGAGUCAUGAACGGUAAAGAUUGUUACUGCAGUAACACAUUAAUAGGCGACCUGGCAUCUUCAGAUCAUUGUGGAGUUGCAUGUUCGAGUGAUGAUCAUCUGUGUGGAGCUACUGGUUACUUCGCUGUUUAUAACGACUGUUCAGUUAACAACGGAAUGUGUGUAGUUCAUACAUGCAAGACAAACCUCAUUGGUCCGUCCAGUAUUUCAGAAUGUGUUUGCAAUGUUGGGUACUACAAAAAUUUCUACAGCGAUGACUGUAGAGAGGUCAACAAGUGUUCAUUGAAUGCCAACUUAUGCCCUGUCAACAUUUCAACAUGUGUGAACACCCCUGGCUCUUACAUUUGCAACUGUACUGAUGGCUAUGUGAGGAGUGGCCAAAAUAAUUGCACUGUAAUUUUAAACUUAAAAGUAAAUCAAGCAGUAUUAAAAGAAGGAAUGUUGAACAACUCGUCGUCGAACACAUCAGCAAUAAUUGGUGGUGUUGUUGGUGCGUCAGUAGCUCUUUUGCUCAUUGUAGGAAUAUUUGUUGCCGCCUAUUUCUGCAAAAGGAAGAAAAAUCAACAGCGAACAUCAAACUCGAAUAUUGGUCAAAUAAUUUCAAGAAAACCUACCAUUAAACUCGCCUUGGAAAAAGUUCAAAAAAAUGUUGAUGGCAGCUCUAGCAAAGUUCCAAUUGGAAAAUUAGAAAAUUAUUACAAAUCUCUGACACUUCAGGGCGUUUUUGAUCAAUUUAGGAGCGUUCCUGUCAGAAAUAACCAUUCUAGCUCUUACGCUGAAAAACCCGAACUUAAUAAAAAGAAUAAGAGCAAAGAAAUAGUACCAUUUGACGAGAAUAGAGUGAAAUUGAAGACACUAGAUGACCAACCGUUUUCUGAUUACAUCAACGCUUCCAUUGUACCAGUACAUAUAAAUAAUUUUCAGUGGAAAAACAAUAGAAAUUUUUACCAAAUUUUAUUUUUUCAGAGUUACAGAUCUAAAAAAUAUUCGUUCAUUGCUACCGAAAGUCCUAAUCGAGAAACUAUGAAUGAUUAUUGGCGAAUGAUUUGCGAGAAAGAUGUUCAAAUCAUAAUUAUAUUGAACCUCAGAGGGCAAAAAAGCAAAGAUAUUUUGAAGAGUUUCCUGCCUGAUCUAGAUGAAAAACUACAGUUUAAAAAUAAUAUCUCUGUUAAAUGUGUCAGUUUGGAGAAAUGGCCGACUUAUGAAAUUAGAAAAUUUUAUAUAAAAAUGAAAUCUCAAGAAUUCAUGCCAACUUGCAUGGGCUACACUGGCUGGCCCGAUGGAGGUCUUUCUAAUAACGUUGGAUGUUUUCUAAACUUCCACCACCGCAUGAAAUCUGUCUUAGAAACUAAGAAGAAUUUCGACAAAAAUCAUUCUAAUAUUGUUGUCCAAUGCGAGACAGGGGUCGGUACUUCGGGAAUUUUCAUAGGUUUGAAUUACCUGAUUGAACAAUGCGAAGAUAAAAGCAUGGUUGAUGUGCUACAAUGUUUGAGGUAUCUCAGAUCUCAUAGAAACCACAUGAUUCAAACCGAGGAAGAAUAUGAUUUUCUGUACAAAUCCAUGAUAGCCUACCACAACCUAGGCCAUACAACAUGUUUCUCCAUUAAUGAAGACUCCUUCACUAAAUUCCUAAGCAGCGAAACUUUCAAUAAAAGUUUAGAAAUACAGUUCAGGUGCUUCAACAAAUCGAACGCAUUUCUGACUUGCGAAAUAGGCAAAAACCUAAAAGGUAGUGUCCUCUAUGACGACGUGUUAGCUGGUGGUUCCAUAAUUGUUGUUAUUGAUUCAAAGCCAACCAAACAAAGCGCAUUACAACUACUUAUCCCUGAUUCUGGAAGAAAACUAACAUUUCAUAAGAUGACCGUUGAGAACAAUGACGAAACGAACCGCAUCUACGAGACAGCCAACUGUAUCAACAACCCAUCAACCAUAACCCUAACCCUAACUAUGAAUGAUGAUAAAGUAAAAGAGGAUGAGAUAUACGAAGAUGAUAAUGUUUACAACAAAUUAUCGAAUCAUGGCCGGAGUAUCAAGAUACAUUCACUGGAAUCCAUCAAUCAAAUCCAAUCUUUGUACAACCUGUUGAAAGAUAGUAUUAAAAAUCCAAAAUCACCAGCUAUCCCACUGAUAUACAAAAAUUCUGAAGACUCUGACGUGAAUGCUGUCCUAGUGAUGUUGUCAGUGCUGGAGAUGAUGGACUCCAACGAGCAGGUUGAUGUCUACCAGGCGGUCCGUCAACUACAGCCACUUAGAAACAGCAACCACAGCAGCCACAAAAACAUCAACUACUACAACAUCAACACUGAUGAUGACGUCACAGAUGACGUUUACAGCUACAACAACGACGACGUGUUCGUAACUAUGAAGCAAUACCGGCUCAUUCACGAAGUCGUUGGAAAUAUUGUUGGGAGUAGAAAAUAA